AUGUCUGGUAUAUGUGACACGGAGGAGGAAAUUGCCACUUAUGAGGUUGUUAGCUUGUUGGUGUUCCACCAUGAAGUUGGCCUUGCGUCGUACGACAGCGCCACGUGUCAGGUGAGCUGUUCUGAAUCUGCGGCGGCGUUGAACCGUGGCGAGGAGAUGUUUAUUGGGACUCUGAUGGAUGUGCCGGGGGAUAUUGUAUGGGUGGCGCAGUUUCUCUUGUCCAAGAAGCCGAAGGUGGUGUUGAUACCCUCCGGUGGUUCACAGAUUUUGAUUGACGUCGCCAACUUGUGUGGUGUGAAUGUCGUUCUCACAGCCCCCCGCGAGUUUGAUGAAGGCCGCAUUUGGGAUCUUCUUGGUGUUUUGUGGGCUAACGUCACAAGAUUGGAAUGGCACUCCCGCAUCUGUCCACAUCAUCAUGUGAUGUUAAUGGCGCUUUCAGCGCUGUUACCGUACCUGCAAAGGUCUGAAUUGCCCAUCGCUGACGUUGCUGAGGUGCCUCCCUUGGGCCUGUUGUAUAUUGAGCAAGAAACGCUGUCUGGGCUUCAGCUUCUUCGCACGGAACCACAUCCGAUGGAUUACCAGGGAAUUGGGCGUGCGAAGGAGGGUCUCUCACUACUAAGUGUUGUGGAUCGUACGUGCAGCGUGCUUGGACGGGCGCUUCUCCGGCAGUGGUUUUUGCUGCCGGUGCGAGACGAAUCAGAAUUGCGGCGGCGCUACGACGUUGUCUCAUUUUUCACAAUGCAGGAGAAUUAUGAUCUCAUGAUGCAGCUUCGUCGAGCACUGCGUCACUUGCGGAUCACGAAUAGUAUCUUCACAAAGAUUCGAGCGGCAAAGCACACAACAAACGAAUACGAAUCUCUCUUACGGACUGUGAGGGGAUUUUUGCGUAUUGCUUCGCUUCUCACACCGCGAGCACACUUUUCACCGAUGUUUCUGCGUAUUGUGGCAAGUUGCCAAACCAAUCAAUUGGAGGAAAUAAGCCGCCUCAUCGAUGAGGGUGUUUCUUUUUCGCGAGAUCCCGGGGCAGCGUUGAGCAAAACUUAUGUGCAUAUCCGUCCAGGGUUUGACGCUAAAUUGGACGAACUUUGUGCACACUUCACUCAUCUCGAUGAGGUUUUGGCGAAUGUUGCACAGCAAGAGGCCCGUUGCCUGCCCCCACUUUGGGGUCUCUGUAGUGUGGUGUGCGUAUUCGCUCCGUGUUGGGGGUAUGUCAUAACUCUUCCUCGUUUCUCGUUACCAGUAGGACGGGAAGAUAUUCCCGGUUGGGAGUUGCUUUUUCAAACUGAGGAGGGUCCUUUCUUUAAAACACCUUUGACCCGUCGAAUGGAUGAGGAAAUUGGAGAUUUGCGCUCAGCCAUUUUGGUGAGGGAGGGAGAGAUUCAACGUGAGUUGGAUAAACGUUUGAUCGUACUUUCGCCGGCACUAAUUCCCCUACAUCUUUGCGCGGAACUUGAUUGUCUCAUGGGUUUUGCCCUUGCUGCACUGGAGGGUCAAUGGAGCCGUCCCGAAAUCGUAAAGGAGCCUGGUGUGCUUGUUAUUGAACGUGGGUUCCACCCUAUUUUUGCACGCACAGCGGCGCACCAGGUAGUGCCGUACUCAAUAAAUAUUCGAACUAGCAAUCAACGAGUUUGUUUGUUGACAGGGGCGAAUGGGAGCGGAAAGUCGAUCCUUAUUACGGCCGUCGCACACGCUGUUUUCCUGGCACAUAUUGGGUGUUAUGUCCCCUGUACCCAUGCCACAAUUGGUCUCUUUGACACUUUGAUGUCUCUCCAUGCUGUUUCGUACAGUUCCCGUGACAGAACCCUGGCCUCCACCACGAAGGAGUUACAUUCAAGUUUUGGGAAUGAGUUGGUGUCAAUGAGUCGCAUGUUACAGAGGUGCAGCACUCGUAACAAGGAAGGAGGUGCCGGAUCUGGACGUUCAUUGCUGGUGUUGGAUGAGUUUGGAAAGGGAACACUUUCCCUGGAUGGUGCUGCGUUGCUAGCGGUUUCCAUACGGUCCUUUAUUUCCUUUGGUGAUCGACGUCCUAUUGUGCUUCUGGCAACACACUAUGUGGAGGUCCUUCAGCCACAGCUCAUACCUCGGGAAGAAAUCAUGGUGCUUGAGAUGCAGACAACGCUUGUACCGACUGCUCGUACAGGGGGAGAAGGGGGCGAAGAUGUACGUGAGGGAUUUAUCGGUGGUAGCCAACUUGUUCACUCGUACCGUGUGGCCCCCGUUCAAGCUCUGAGCAGCAUGGACACCAUCCAACAGAAGGGGAUGACUUCUCACGCCUUGCGUUUUGCACUACAAUUCUCUGUCCCUCCUCUUUUGUUACAACGGGCAUGGGACCUAAUCGUCACUGAAAGCCUAUGA
This is a messenger RNA of Trypanosoma cruzi, 2355 nucleotides long. RefSeq names its product mismatch repair protein MSH5, putative. The record is from RefSeq and is a predicted model, not a curated record. The coding region runs from base 1 to 2355 and encodes 784 amino acids. Gene Ontology annotation, cellular component: MutSalpha complex; nucleus. The transcript has a single exon. Lineage: Eukaryota; Euglenozoa; Kinetoplastea; Trypanosomatida; Trypanosomatidae. Gene Ontology annotation, molecular function: ATP binding; mismatched DNA binding; ATP hydrolysis activity. Gene Ontology annotation, biological process: mismatch repair.